Molecule: messenger RNA, 5682 nt
Organism: Lucilia cuprina (Australian sheep blowfly)
Lineage: Eukaryota; Metazoa; Arthropoda; Insecta; Diptera; Calliphoridae
Gene: Lpt
Product: histone-lysine N-methyltransferase 2C
Exons: 11
Coding region: 230-5548 (1772 amino acids)
Biological process (GO): positive regulation of transcription by RNA polymerase II
Cellular component (GO): MLL3/4 complex
Molecular function (GO): histone binding; transcription coactivator activity; histone H3K4 methyltransferase activity
Source: RefSeq, a predicted model, not a curated record
CUGUGGCUUUGUAAUUGUUUUAAAGUUGUAGAAGGAAAAUAUUUGUGAUAAUCUUAAAGGAAUAUCUGUAAUUAAUUUUUAAUUGUAUUGAUAUUUAAAGUAUUACCAAAAUAGAAGCGCGUUGGUUUUUAAUUUGUUAAGUUCUUCGUUUGCAUAGAUAUAUUUGUGAAUAUUUUAUUUUUUACGUGGUUCGAUUAAAAUGUUUUAAACAACAAGCAUCAAAUGUGAUAUGGAUUUGGAGAUUGGAUUAGAUUUGGAUAUUGAUGAGUAUGAAUUGACCAAUUUCAGCAACCAGCAGUCAUCGGCACCUACUUCUGAGUUGGGAGAUGCUGGGUCACCAUCAUCAUCUCUGUUAAAUGAAGAUCUAAUACAAACAAAUAAUAUUAAUAUCCUACUCAAACAGUGCAAUACAACUACUAGUGCGGGCAGUAGCUGUGCCAACACAUUUUUUUCCAACAGCUCGUUUACAUCAUUACUGGGAAAUGAUCCUAUUUUGCCUAUAGCGGAAGAUAAACCCUCAAUUAACUCGAAACGUGGCCCGGGACGUCCACGAAAAGAAAAUCCACUGUUAUCGUUUCGUGCACCAACAAAGCAACAAUUACAACAAACAAAAAAGAAACCGAUUAAAGAUCCAUUUACUCAAUCGACAUAUCUGAAUACGUUUGUGAUUGAAAGUCCAAACAUGGGGUUUGCCGAAGAAUCAACAUCUAACAAACCAGCAACGGUGACGACCGUCCACAAUGAGGAAUUGCCUUAUUUUGCUGAAAAAUAUCCUGGAAAAGUAUGCAUUUUAUGCAAUUUAUGUGAACGUAGUUCACUAGGACAGGGCGACAUGCUAAAGAUUACUGUCAAUGGAGAAACUUUAAAAACCGCUUUCGCCUCAACAUCCGAAAUAUUAAAAACUCAAGACGAAAAUCAAGAGAACAGCACAGAUAGUGGUCGCAAAAAGGCAUUGUCUACCAUCAAGACAAAAGUUACUGUUAAUAAUGAAUGUGUAAAUGAAUUAGAUAAUGUAGGUCAUGAUGAAGUGCCUUCCCUUGAGAAUAUUAUUUUUGAGGGAUGUUUCGUAUACAUUCAUAGUAUGUGUGCUAUGUGGUCACUGCAACUGAAACGCAUCGAGGAAGAUUUUGUGCCGAAUUUUGAGGAAAUGGUGUCCAAAAGUAUUACUCGUAAAUGUUCAUUCUGUUUGCGGUAUGGUGCCAGUAUAAACUGUCGCAUGAGUUGUCAGAAAAACUAUCAUUUGCCAUGUGCUGCUGCGGCUGGAUGUUUUCUUAUAAUUGAAUCUUUUCAAGCAUUUUGCGUUGAACAUAUAAGUCAAGUACCAUUUAUAGCAGUGGAUACCAAUAUUGAGUGUCGCCAAUGCUGCGGUUUGGGAGACAUAGCAAAACUUAUAAUGUGUUGUAGCUGUGGCGCUCAUUACCACACUAAUUGUAUAGGAUUAGCAAACUUUCCUGAUUCUCGAUCUGGCUGGAAUUGUUCGCAAUGUUGUAAAUGUUUAAUUUGUCGUCAAACGGAAAACAAUGAAAAUCGUUCUGUUAAAUGUGAGCAAUGUCAAAAAAUAUACCAUACUACAUGUUUGAGACCCAUUAUAUCAUCUGUACCCAAGUAUGGCUGGAAAUGCAACCGCUGUCGAGUAUGUAGUGACUGCGGUGCUCGCACACCAGGCGCUGGCGCUUCCUCUAGAUGGCAUUGUCACUACACGAUUUGUGAUUCUUGUUAUCAACAACGUAAUAAAGGUUUUUCGUGUCCUAUUUGCCAUAAGGCAUACCGAGCAGCUUCCCAUAAAGAAAUGGUGAAAUGCAGCAAAUGUAACAAGUUCGUUCACAGCACUUGUGACGAUGAAGCAGAUUUAAAUAUUUACCAUGUAAAAAAGGAAACGAAUCCAGAUUAUGAUUAUGUUUGCCAACCAUGUAAGUCGGGUAAGCAUUUAAUGUCUUUUGCCUCCACCGAUUCUUUAACCACAUCAGCUGAUGGAUUUCCGCGAGAUUUGGAAGCGGAAUUUUAUGACAAGGACAGUGGAGCUGAUUAUACCAAUAUGGUAGAUCCGUUGAAAAUUUCCAAAAAACGUAUAAGUCUUAAGGAGUUGAAUCGUGGCGGAAAAAUGGGUAAACUGAUUAUGGGAAAGGGAAUUCUCAGUCAGUUCAAUCGUAAACGUAGUGUACGUGGCAAGGGAAGACAAUUGUUAAUGUUGAACUCUUCGUCAACUCCCUCUACGAGUAGUGAUUUGAAUAGUUCUCAAUGCUCCGAAGAUGAUAUGUCGUUGGAAAAGAAAUUGGUUUUAUGUUCGGCUAAAGACAAAUUUAUUCUCAUGCAAGAUAUUUGUGUCAUGUGUGGUGCCUUAGGUACAGACCAAGAAGCAUGUUUGAUUGGAUGUGUUCAAUGUGGCCAAUGUUAUCACCCACACUGUGCCAAUGUAACGCUUUCAAAAACAAUGCUUCAAAAGGGCUGGCGUUGCUUAGACUGCACAGUAUGUGAAGGUUGUGGACAGAAGAAUGAUGAAGGUAGGCUAAUAUUAUGCGACGAAUGUGAUAUUUCCUACCACAUCUACUGCAUGAGUCCACCAUUAGACGCUGUACCUAAUGGUAAUUGGAAAUGUAAAUGGUGUGCUAUUUGUCAAAAAUGUGGUCGCAAUUCACCGGGUAAGAACUCGUCCUGGUUUAAUGGCUUUUUAGAGUGUGGACCCUGUGCAAGCCAAGCUGCUUGUUUUGUCUGUAAUCAAUCGUAUAAUGAAAAUGAACUAAUCAUACAAUGUAGUAGUUGUGAACGCUGGUCACACUGCCUAUGCGACAAUAUAAAAAAUGAAGAAGAAGCUAACGCUUUUAAUGAUGUUGAUUAUCAUUGUAAAAUAUGCCGCAAGGACAUUGUUACACCGAAAGUUCAACCAGCAAAGGUGUCACAAGGUGAAAAAUGUACUCAGAAAGAAGUGGCAAAUGUUAAACCAUCGGCCAAUGAUACAAUACAAGACAAUAAUAGUGGUGCUCCACUAACAACCGCUUCUGCAAAUGCAACUAUAAAUGAAGCUUUCGAAAACACGGACAACACAUUCUGGAUAGAUGGCGUUUGCGUUAGCGAACAAGGAUUCAAUAUGAUUCGCUCUCUGACUACGGAAAUAAAAAGAAAACGCAAAUUACGUACGGAUGUUGUACAGAAAGACUCAGGUAUUAUGUCAUCCAUAGAUUCGGUAAUUGCUGGCAAUUCCACGCCGACUCCAGGAGAUGGUAAUGAUGGAAACACUACACCAGUAGACAAACUACCGACUCCCACCUAUAAGGAUGGUAUGGUGUGGUUGGGCGAAGAUGGCAGCCAACCAGAAGGCUUCUCAAUCUCCACUAAUGAAGAAGGUUUAAAUAUUUUGCGUAAAAAGCGUCAGCGUAAUUUGCAAAAACUUGGUAUUGGAGGUUUCAAUGUGCGCAUGCGUGGUAUACGCAAAGAAAAUGAAGAGCUUUACAUGGGCACUUUAGAAAAUCCAUCCCUAACCGAUGAAAAGAAGAAGAAAAUUAUUAAGAAAAAAAUGAAGUCCAAAUUGUGCGAAUCAUAUCCAUCAUAUCUACAGGAAGCCUUCUUCGGCAAACCACUCUUAGAUAAUAAGGAAUCAUCACGCAUUUCAUUUGAAGACUCGGAUGAAUCAGAUACAGGCGCAUGUUUCUCCAGUGAUAACUAUAAACCAAACAUCAAGGAAGCAAAUAACUCGACUACAAAUAUACAGAUUCCAUCCAAUCAACAACAAACUAUGACACAACAAGGGCCGGAAAACAAACCUCAAGUAAAAAUUGGUAUACAGCAAAAGUUAGUUAAUGAAAUUUCAAAACCAGUGACAACAAUGCCUUCUGUGGGUACCACCUCCACAACCACCAACACCUUGGAAACGGAUCAAUCAGAUCUAACACAAAAUAUGCAGAGAAAUGUUUUAAUUUCAUCGGCCAAAAUUGAAGAAACUUUAAAAGCAAUAAAAACUGAAGAUAUUGUUUCAAAUAUGCCAACUGAUUUUAUUGCGAAUUCAAACAAUAAUAUGGGAUUGAAUUCUAUUAAAAUGGAAAUGGGUGGUCAAUAUAAUAAUGUGAACCUAAUUCAAAAUAACAAUAACGUGAAUAUGCAACAUAUUCAGCAAAACAAUAAUCAAAUACAGCAACAAACAUUUAUGGCUAACAAUAUCGGACUAAAUAAUCAACAGCAAUUGCAGCAGCAACAACAACAACAGGCCCAACAGCAAAUGCAACACCAGUUACAGCAACAGCAAAUACAACAUCAACAACAUCAAAUGCAGCAGCAACAGCAUUUGCAGCAACAACAACAAAUGCAACAGCGUAUGCAAUAUCAACAAACGCCGUAUAACACAAUGAAUAUUCAAAAUAAACAUCCUUCUCAGUAUUUAACUCAAAAAUCUGAAGAUCCAAUGUUAAGUCAAAUAAAAGUAGAAAGAGAUGUUAUGCUGGCACAAGCCACUGCCACAAGUGUUUCAAAUGACUCUCAAGAAAUGACGCAACAACUAGAGGAACCGGUCAAAGAGGCAGCUGUAGCUGGAACACAAAAAACCGCAGAAAAAAUGCGAAAAGAUGAAGAUUUGGGUGAGAUGGCAACUAUAUCGGCUGUUUUAUAUGCCAACACUCAACAUCCGGAGCUUAAACAUUUAUAUCCUAAUUGGAAUGAACGUUGCAAACAAAUUCUCAAAAAGUGGCGCUCACUGUCAACGGAAAUGAAAGCUCCAUUUUUGCAACACGCAAAAGAUAAUCGUUCCGUUUUGAGAUUAAAAAGAUCCCAACAGGAACCUGAAAAGAUGUAUUUCCAACAAAAGUCUUUAAAGGAACAAGAACAGGAAAGAGUAUGGAAACAGCAUCAGGCUAAAAACAAGGAAACCUAUAGUAAUAAAUUUAAUAAAAAUGCAUUUAUGGGUGACUACUCACGAUCGGAACCUACUACGCCCGUUGUCAAUAGUAAUGCAAAUAAUAAUAAACAGCCACAACAACCCAUGUUUGAUAUGAAUAUUUUUACCGACAAUAAUCCUCAAAACAAAAUGCAAUCGAAUCUGUUGGGUUCGGCCAAUGACAAUAACAUGAGCUCAAUAAUACCAAAUCAAUUAGCUUGCGACAACAACAAAUCUCUAACGCAACUUGAACAACAAGACUCUUUCAUGUCCACACUAAAUCAAACUAUUCAACAACAACAACAAUCUCAACAACCUCAACCUACAAUGGAUGCUGUAGCUAAAGUCUUCGACUCCAGCAAACCAGAUUCAGCUCUUCAACUUUCCGAACGUAAUGACAUAUUCUUAACGGAUAAAAAUUGGCCAGGAGUGUCUAAACUUACAGAUUCUAAAGAUCCCAUGACUAGUGGGGUAGAAAAAUUAGAAGCCGAUGAGAAUGCCGGUUUGGGUGACAUUCUCGGUGGUUUUGCUGAUGGCGAUGAUGACGAUAUACUUAAAUCAUUAACAGCUGAAAUUGGUGAUGAUUUUAAUAUACUAGAGUACGCUGAUCCAGAGUUAGAUGAAUUUAAUGGCAGCCAAAAUCUUUUAAAUAAAUUGGAUUUUGACGAAAACCAAAAAACCAUUUAACACUAAAAAUGUUUAUUCAACAUUUAGAUCGUUAUUUAUCAUAGUCCUCAGUUGUGACGCAUUCAAAAGUUUGAAAUAAAAAUUAAGCGUAAUGUAUUCAAUAAAAUUUAUAAAACUAUUUUAUUAUAAAACUA